AUGUCUACUACCGCUCGGCGCCGAUUGAUGCGUGAUUUCAAGCGCAUGCAAACAGAUCCUCCAGCUGGUGUCUCUGCCUCCCCAAUUGCAGACAACGUUAUGACAUGGAAUGCUGUGAUAAUUGGCCCCGCAGACACACCAUUUGAAGAUGGCACAUUCCGUCUUGUCAUGCAGUUUGAAGAGCAAUAUCCAAACAAACCACCCGGAGUCAAGUUCGUUAGCACGAUGUUUCAUCCAAAUGUUUACGGUACUGGAGAGCUAUGCUUGGAUAUCCUACAAAACCGAUGGAGUCCUACCUAUGAUGUCGCUGCCAUCCUCACCAGCAUCCAAAGCCUACUAAACGAUCCAAAUACUUCCUCACCUGCCAAUGUAGAGGCCUCUAAUCUGUACAAAGACAAUAGCCGAGAAUACAAGAAAAGGGUGCGGGAGACAGUUGAGAAAAGCUGGGAAGAUUGA
Messenger RNA from Endocarpon pusillum Z07020, 456 nucleotides. Its product is annotated as Ubiquitin-conjugating enzyme E2 2. The record is from RefSeq and is a predicted model, not a curated record. Bases 1 to 456 code for a protein of 151 amino acids. The transcript is spliced from 3 exons. Gene Ontology annotation, biological process: DNA repair; protein polyubiquitination; proteasome-mediated ubiquitin-dependent protein catabolic process. NCBI's taxonomy places the organism in Eukaryota, Fungi, Ascomycota, Eurotiomycetes, Verrucariales, Verrucariaceae. Gene Ontology annotation, cellular component: HULC complex. Gene Ontology annotation, molecular function: ubiquitin conjugating enzyme activity.